Molecule: messenger RNA, 2403 nt
Organism: Penicillium canescens
Lineage: Eukaryota; Fungi; Ascomycota; Eurotiomycetes; Eurotiales; Aspergillaceae
Product: acetyl/propionyl/methylcrotonyl-CoA carboxylase subunit alpha
Exons: 2
Coding region: 1-2403 (800 amino acids)
Cellular component (GO): mitochondrion
Molecular function (GO): methylcrotonoyl-CoA carboxylase activity; ATP binding; metal ion binding
Source: RefSeq, a predicted model, not a curated record
AUGACUAAGGUUGAGAGUACUCCCAGACACAAGAACGGAAGCAAUGCUUCACUCCUUCGCGGACCGCUAUUUGUCGCAGAGCCUCCGCUGGGGGUCGAUGGCCGACCUAUCAUCCAGAAAGUGUUGGUAGCCAAUCGUGGUGAAAUUGCUUGUCGAAUCAUCCGGACUUGUCGGAAACUGAACAUUCUAUCUGUUGCGGUUUAUGUUGACGAGGAUUCCUCAUCCCGUCAUGUUUUAGAUGCCGAUGAAGCGAUCAAUAUUGGGAGCAUUGACCGAAGCGAACGAAAUCCCUUUCUUGACAUCAACUUGCUCGUGAAAACCGCACUUUUCACAGGUGCACAAGCGAUUCAUCCAGGAUAUGGCUAUUUGAGCGAGAAUGCGGAAUUUGCAAAUGGAGUCCGUCGAGCAGGGCUCAUUUUCAUCGGUCCCAGCGCCAGCGCUAUGUCCACGCUAGGUGACAAGCGGUCAUCGAAAGUAUACUUGAGCAAGAAUGCACCAGAUGUCCCUUUGAUCCCUGGAUUUUCAGGUUCCAGUCAGGACAGUGAGGCUUUGAGAGCAGCAGCUCAAGAAAUUGGAUUCCCAGUCAUGCUUAAAGCAUCAGCAGGAGGAGGAGGAAAGGGAAUGCGAAUUGUUCGGGAGGCUAGUCAACUGAAGGAGGAGCUUGAACGAGCACAGUCCGAGGCUCAACGCUCAUUUGGAUCGAGUGAUUGCAUCUUAGAAAAAUAUAUUGAAAGCAGCAAGCAUGUGGAGAUUCAAAUUUUGGGUGAUUCUCACGGUGAAGUGGUCUCUUUCUUUGAUCGCGACUGCUCUGUCCAGCGACGACACCAGAAAGUCAUCGAGGAAACACCCUGUUCAUUCCUCACAGAUGACAUACGAAAAAGAAUGAGUGCGACUGCAGUCCGUAUCGCGAAACUGAUCGGAUAUGAAAAUGCUGGUACAGUUGAAUUUGUGGUGGAUGUGAAAACCGGUCACUUUUACUUUCUCGAAGUCAACGCUCGACUUCAAGUCGAGCAUCCCAUCACAGAAGAAGUUACUGGCAUUGACCUUGUUGCACUUCAGCUCUUCGCGGCUGCGGGUGGAAAACUACGGGGUCUGCCUGCCGUGCAGAAUAUCUCCCAACUAGGACAUGCCAUAGAAUGCCGCUUGUGCGCUGAGGAUCCACAGAAGAACUUCUUCCCAGAACACGGCAAAGUUCAUCUAUGGCUCCCAGCAACAGAUAGACUCGCCGCUGGCCGGGAUGUUCGAUAUGAAACAGCAAUCCAUAGCGGCUCUUCGGUUUCAAUCUACUUUGACUCCAUGAUCGCGAAAAUCGUUGUCUGGGCGCCAACAAGAGCACUCGCCAUCGAGAAAAUGACAAAGGUCCUCGCACACACUGCUUGUGUUGGUGUCAAAACCAAUCAACUUUUCAUGCAAUCCUGUCUAUUGAACCGGGCAUUCCACGACCCUACAUAUACCACUUCAUUUAUUACUGCCAACAUCGAUAAACUGCUGCAACCGCCAUGGACUCAGAAGCCAGAAGUACAAACAAUGCUUUCUAUUUUUCCAGGAUUGAUUAUUCGGAACUUGUCAAACUUCAUACCGGCCACACUGCAAAAGAAACCGUUUGGCAGUGUUCGCAAACAAUUCCGCAAUCAGCGCUAUGAUCCCGUUAGUGCCCACUGCGAAAUUGUGACGAAUGUCGACUGGUCUGGGGAAAAACAGGGAGACGUUUCCUCUAUUAAGCAAAUGUGUAUCUGGAAGCCACAAGACACAAGCAUCCCGAAGAACAAUGGAGAGGCCUACCUAUUUGAGAUUGAAGACUCGAACUCUUCUCAGGACCCAUCAGCAGUAACAGCCACACAAGUCUCUGCCCAGUAUAACGAGAUCAGUCAGGCAUUGCGCAGUGGAAAAGCCAUGGAUUCAAAGACUUACAAAAUCAACAUUGAUUCAUGGCACCCAGCAGAAGGAAAUCCUGCUGUCGUGGAAUCAUGGCUUACAUCCACUCUGCAGGUCUCGAUCAACGGAAUCAAGAUUCUAGCACAUGUAACUCUCCCAUCUGCAAGACCACACACUCUGGCAGGAGAGAUUGACAGAGGCCAACGAGUUUUCUGCCAUCUCCCUAUGCUGGGUACUUUUAUUGAGCUCAAGCGUGAUACGCUCUUGUCAUUUGCGGAGAGUAUUCGGUCUGUGGCUAAAGAGAAAAAUGACCCCGAGCAAAAGACAAUCAUGGCGCCAAUGCCGUGCAAAGUCCUGUCCAUCUUGAAAAAUAAUGGCGAUAAGGUUGAGUCUGGACAAUCAGUCAUGGUGAUUGAAAGCAUGAAGAUGGAGGUUAGCAUUGCUGUGUCUGCGUCGGGGAAAUUCGAGACAAACUGGAAGAAGGGAGAUGCAGUAGACGAGGGGAAGAUACUUUGUUCCGUUGUUUAA